AUGGGAGCUCGAUAUGGAGGAUUAAAUCCUAUAAUUUCAGUUCAGUUAUGGAAGCGGAUUGGUAUCCCAAAGAUGUUGUACGGUUCCGAGCUCUGGCAAUUGAAUUGUAAUGACAUUGUUGAACUGGAAAAAGUGCAAAAUACUACGGUGCGUAUUAUACAGGGGUUAUUACCUGGAAUAUCAGGGUCUGCUGCGAGAGGGUUGCUGGGCUUACCACCAAUCGAAGCUGAAGUCGAUAAACGGAAAUUGUAUUUUCUGGGACGACUUAUACUAAUGAGUCAUGGUGUUCCGUGCAGAAAGAUCUUCCUCAUGAGAUUAAUACGUUGGAAGUGGAACCAUACAAACACCUUAAAAGGAUUCAUUCCAAAUAUUGUACGAAUUCUUUUGAAAUAUGAUCUCAUGGACUUUCUAACAGGGUAUAUUUUAUCCGAUCAAUUUCCAAGCAAAUCUGCAUGGAAGAAAAUUGUUAAAAAACAUAUAUACGAGUACUAUAACAAUAUCUGGCAAGAAAAAAUAAGUACGCAUGGUCAACUAAAACUUUAUGCAGAAGUUCAUCCUGUGAUUGAAAUUUCACCAUGGUGGUUAUUAGCUAGAAUGAAACCGGACUUUAUGAAAGAAAUUAAUGAUGUUCUAAGACUACUCUGUGGAUCUUACAAAAUUAAAGGAAAACGGGUGAACAAACCAGAAACUUAUAGAGACUAUUGUAAUGUUUGUAAUAGCAAUUUCUUAAAUCCUGUAAAGCAUGCACUACUUUAUUGUAAUGGCACAAGCCAAUUAAGAGAAGAACUAUGGGAAUGGAUAAACGAUACUAUGCCAAUCGAAAUGGCAGUACAUUUAGCAAGUUUGACAGACAUGGAAUUUCUCUUAGUUAUAUUAGGUAAAAAGUUAGAAGCAUUAUGUGCAAACACAGACAUAUGGACGGAGCUAUUGCUGAAAUCUGCAAGUUAUGUUUCCUUUUGUUAUAGGAGUAAUUUAGUUAGCUAGUUAGGUAACAAUAGUUAGUUUUUUCACUAUCUUUAUUUUAUUAUUAAUACUUCCUUUGUAAAUAUACCUACUCUUCAGAAAUUGGAGGCAAUAAAGAUUUAAAACUGACUGACUGACUGGAUUUUGAUUGUGUAUGUAAUAAUGACUUUUGGCCAAAUCAUGUCUAUGCUAGGCAGUGGCUGUCAAAACAAAGUUGGGAAAAAAGAGGUGUAUUACAUAACCAAAAUACGAGCCAACAAAACUAAAUUUGGGUUGCUGGAAUUGCGGUGGAAUAUAUGGCAAUUUUAUUUAUGCAAGAAAACUCUUGCAGAAAUUAGACGUGUUAGCUUUAACUGAACAUUGGCUGUAAAAGAUGAAUUGUCAUUUCUAGACAGUCUCAAUGAUAAUUUUAGUGUUAUUUCGUGUACAAGUUCGGAUAAUAACAUCAGGGAAAGGUGGAAAAGAGGUCAAGGUGGCGUUGCUUUGUUCUUAAAGAAAAACCUUAAAGUCCGAGAAAUACAAACAGCGUCUGAUCGAUUGGCAUCAGUGUCAUUGAAGAUUGAGAAUAUUAAUUUUGUUAUUGUAGCAGUAUAUUAUAUUAAUAUUUGGAGAGAGCCAGCAAGAACACGAAGCAAACAAUAGGUCGAGAGCUUGGAAACUUGGUUCCCAAAUUUUAUCUGAAAAGGGGUCGUGGUCAAAUCUCGGAAAACUUUGGCUUGCAAAUAGAGACAGUAAGGAAAUCGUUUCAAAAGCAACAUGUGCGGGUAGAGAAGUCUGUUUUAUGUUGAUGGCUGUUGGUACUCGCUACGGAGGAUUAAAUCCUAUGGUUUCGUCUAAUUUAUGGCGUAAGAUUGGCAUUCCAAAGUUCCUGUAUGGAUCAGAGCUCUGGCAGCUGAAAAUGAACAAUUAUAUUGAGUUAGAAAAGGUCCAAAAUAUCAUGGUCAGGAUCAUGCAGGGACUAUUACCAGGAACGUCUGGGUCUGCGGCACGGGGACUUCUCGGCUUACUUUCAGUUGAAGCGGAGAUAGAUAAUCGAAAAUUGUAUUUUCUGGGAAGAUUGAUAAACAUGGGUGCCGGUGCACCAUGCCGCCGUGUCUUCUUUAUCAGGUUACUAAGGUGGAAGUGGAACUGUGGCAAAAAAUUAACCGGAUUUGUGCCAGACAUUGUUGAAAUUCUCGCAAAGUACGACCUUUUGCAAGUUUUAAUCACUUAUAUUCUCACAAAUGAUUUCCCUAUAAAAACUCUGUGGAAAAAGACUGUCAAUAAACAUGUUCCAGAGCAAUAUGAUCGUGUUUGGCGAGAAAAGAUUAGUAAGAACAAUCAACUAUAUCUCUACUCUAAGGUUCAUACAAAGAAUGAAGUUUCUCAUUGGUGGAUAAUAGCAAGAAAGAAUCCAUCCUUCAUGAAGGAGAUUAAUAACGUCAUAAGACUAAUUUGUGGCUCAUACAAGGUCAGGGGGAAGCGUGUGGAUCAUCCUAAUACGUACAUUGACUAUUGUGACUCAAGCAAUCGUAACUAUUUAAAUCCUGUUAAUCAUGCUCUGCUUUAUUGCUUAGGUUCGCAAAACGAGCGUGAACUAUUGUGGGACUGGGUAAACGAUAAUCUUCCUUUAGAGGUUGCAGUUUAUUUAGCAACAUUAUCGGACACGGAUUUUAUGCUAACUCUUUUAGGCUUACAAUCAGAAACUUUAUGCUUUGAUAUGGAACUGUGGACGUUAUAUUUGUUGCAAUCUGCAUGUUAUAUUUCAUCUUGUUUUCAAACUAGUGUAAUUUCAAUUUAA
This is a messenger RNA of Paramuricea clavata, 2743 nucleotides long. The record is from the annotation of a GenBank genome assembly. Lineage: Eukaryota; Metazoa; Cnidaria; Anthozoa; Malacalcyonacea; Plexauridae.